Molecule: messenger RNA, 2493 nt
Organism: Mesorhabditis belari
Lineage: Eukaryota; Metazoa; Nematoda; Chromadorea; Rhabditida; Rhabditidae
Source: the annotation of a GenBank genome assembly
AUGUUACUAUCUGGUGUUACGAAGUCACUCACCGAUCUAAUUGAGGACUCGAAUGGAAAUGGAGAGGAUGAAUAUACUGAAGAUGAUUUCUUCACUUCACAAGCCAAUAUCCAAAUGAUAAAAUCUGAUGAAUCUGUAGCGUCAAGCAACAAUCAAGUUGUCGAUAUGGACAUUGUUCAGCCACACAACAUGCUAAUGACAUUCCAAGAUCGGGUUCAACAAGAAAUAGAUCAGCCGAUACGACACAGUUGCAAGUUUCGAAUGGAAACGGGGCUUGAAUGCGAUUCGGCCGUUCUGGAGAGUGAAUGGUUGAAGCAUUGCUUUAUCCACAUGAAAGAACCAGUCUAUCGAUGUAUACGCACGUGUUCGAUGAAGAGCCACUCCAAAGAAGCGAUGCAGAAUCACAAGACCAGUGAGCACAAAGUUUUCACCAAGCCAGCUUUUAACAAUGAGUUCAAAGUGAUCAUGGAGAUGCAAAAAGUCGCAACAGAGGCAUUUCCGGAGUUGAAUGAUCAAAAAAAGAAGAGCAAUGUUCCGCAAAAUGUUGUGAAUCAAAAUGCAAGAUCGAUUCCUUCAAAUGGUGGAGAGGUCCCAGCGAAUCAUCGGAUGGAAAUGAAUCAUGGUCCUACUCAAAACGUCCGUCCUCCUGUGCCGGUUUCAAAAUCGAGUACAUCAGGCAUUCAACCCUCAAAUCAACCAGUUGAGAACAGAGAUAAUCGAUUUAAUGCCCAAAAGCCUACAGCUCCAUCAACCUCCGGACAACCACAACCACAUCAACACACAGAAGCGAGGUGGUCAAAUUCCGUUCACUAUCCAAGUCCAGGAGCAAUUCAGCCACCAAUCAUCCCGGAACCAAAAACAGAUUGGAAAUGCAAGAAAUGCUAUCACUAUACCGAAGCCACCCUCGAUUCAUGUUGGAAACACGCCAAGAUGCAUGUGAAGCAAAAGUACGAUGGUUGCUCGAAAAGGAGUUCACCGGAUUUGUAUCGUGAGCUUGAUAAACAAGAGUCACAAGAACUGCAAGAAGAUGUUGUUGCCCAAAUAUCAAUUGAGAAUCGAAAAACCGUUGCCCUAGAAGAGCCUCAAACCGUUUAUGAGCACGUCACUCCUCCACUCAUCGACAAUCUUCCAUCGCUCAAUGAAACAAAGACCAUCUCAGUUUCAGCUUUACCGGGUGUCAUAAUGGUUUGUCAAAUGUGCAUGAACGAGAUCUCUCUGGGUGAAGUGGGGGAAAAUAGUCGGUCGGCUUUUGAGCACGCUGCCACCCACGCUAACAAAAAUACGGUAAAGAUGCAUCUCGAUACAGAGUACGAGGGAAGCGAUUUCGACUCAAGUGUCAUCAAUUUACUUGACGCUAAGGGCCUUGACAAUCAGCAAUGCCCCAAAAGAGCGCAAACGAAGAAGAUGAGUUGUGGACAUGUGGGAUCAAUCAAAGAUUGCAUAGAAAAAAGCAUGGUGGAAGCUUGGCUCGAAAAGGCGAAUGCCUGCUUCCCGAAUAGGGCUGAAGCGUUUCAAAGCUUUGUUGAGAAAAAUUAUCGACGAUAUCUACAAGAAGAUGAACCGGGUUUUUUAAGAGACGAAGAGGUUGAGCAUGGCGGUGUUCGUGAUGAGGAAGUGGCACAGGAUGAUUUAUUUACUAAAGUAAUCAAAGAUGAGAAAGUCCACGGAAAACGCAAGAGACUCAAUGGAGCCGGACGCCAGUUGAACUCGGAGGAGAUUGAUAUCGAAAGUUGUUCACCCGCUUCCAAUGCAAAUGACGAUCAAGCGCUGUCUAGCCCGGCCUCUGAGCAAAAUAAUACUAAAAUUGCGCAAGAAAUUGACGAGCUACAAAAGCUACGAGAGGAAUUGGACACAAAGAAUCGAGGAAUCGCUGAAAAGAAAAAGGAAAGAAAACCAUUGCUAAUGCUGGAUCCAAAUGCGAUUAGCAAAGAGCAGAAGAUCGAUGAAUUGAAGAUGUUGGAAGCUGCAACUACUGAAAAUCUGAAUAUUCAAGAAGAGAGGAGAGCGCUGGAAGCGCUGGAAGCGCCGGAAGCGCCGGAAGCACAUCUUGCUGGAGCGCCGAAAGCACAUCUUGCUGGAGCGCCGGAAGCACAUCUUGUUAGAGCGCCGGAAGCGCAUCUUGCUGGAGCGCCGGAAGCACAUCUUGCUAGAGCGCCGGAAGCGCAUCUUGCUGGAGCGCCGGAAGCACAUCUUGCUAGAGCGCUGGAAGCGCGUCUUGCUGGAGCGCGGGAAGCGCAUCUUGCUCUUCAACAAGAACUGGCUAAGGAGGCUCAAGCGAGUACUCGGAACCUCAGCUUUGUUAUGCAAGAACUUACCGAUUCCGAUGAGAUGAUCUCACUUUGGAAGCAACUACUAGAGGCGGAUCCAACGGCGCAAAAUUCGACGACAAUUCUGCAACAAAAAGAGCAAGAGCUCAAAGAUCAAGCGUUAACUCUUGGAUAUAUGAUGAUUGCUUUGUUCAAAUUGAGGAAAAAGAACACCGAACCCAAGAAA